CGCACACCUACUCCCCCACCCCUCCGAAAGGAUGCGUAUGUUUCUCCAAAACGUGUCUUCCAUCUUCUCCGUUAGAAAUAGAGAUACCUAAGGGAGUGAAUAACUCAAAUCCUUAAUCAGAGUGACUCUUCAGUUCCAGUUCAAAAGAGAUUUGUUGGAGAAAAAUUAGCAAAACAGACCACAAUAAUAGUGGUACCAUUCCUAAAAUCCAGAAGUUGGCUUUUCCUUUUUACUUCAAAUUUCACCUGAGUUUUGCUGGUCUUUGCUGCGUGUGAUAGUAACUUGACAUAUUCUUGGACUUUCCUUCUCUUCAAAGCUUUGAUUACAAAUCUGUCGGUGGUGGUUCUUGUUAUUGUUGUUGAAAGUGUCUCCAAAACUAUUCUUUUGAAGGCACUUUGUUAAUUUCUUCUGUAAGGUUGACAUGAAUCCCUCAAAAACUCUAAAGUAUGAAAUGGGACAAGCUUCAAAAAUUCCCAAGCAUGAACUCAUUCAGCCAGGUGCCUUAGCAAAAGGACUAGGUCAAAGAAGACAAUGCUCCCCUCCAUCAAGAAGCUGAAAUGAAUCAAUACACGUUGACCAGUGAUGCAAGGGGUCAGGGACAAAGCUUAAGGAUUAAUGCUGAAAAAAGGACUAUGAUUGGCAAAAAUAAAAAUACUACAACAACUUCCAGUCAAAAUAAGCCAGCAAAGAAAAGUAUCCCUGUGCCUCCUGAUUUUAAUCCAAUGGAAGACAAUGACACCCUCUUUCUAGAAACGGAAGUGACUCGAGAUACUCAAAGAAGUGAUCAUUUGCAAAAGAGUCCGUUUGAAUCUAGAAAAGCAAAAAAAGUGGUUGGAGUGGCUCAAGGUUCCAAGGGAAAUCAAAAUAGUCCAGUUGGAUAUGAUAAGGCAGAAAAAAUGACUGAAGUGUAUCGAGAUGUUCAGAGAAGUGAUACUAGUCUAUUAAAGUCUAAAAAGGCUAAAAAAGUGAUUGAACUGGCUGAAAAUGCUACGAGAAAUGAAACUAGUCCAUGUGAAUAUGAUAGGACAACCAAGUUCGUGAUCGUAAUAUGUGCCCAUUGCGGGUACACUCAUGGAUGGAUAUCGAAGAGCACAAACUUGAGCAUAUGUGGGCAGCUGUUACAGAAAAGUUUGACUAUGAUAACAUGAAUGAUCAAAGAGAUAAUGUUUUGCAACAUAUGAGAAAGCUUUGGAACAAUUGGAGAGGAUCGCUACACAAGAAUAUGAAAUCCAAGUCAUUGCACGAGGUUCUAAAAGAUGUG
This is a messenger RNA of Solanum stenotomum, 1261 nucleotides long. RefSeq lists its product as uncharacterized. The transcript is spliced from 11 exons. The record is from RefSeq and is a predicted model, not a curated record. NCBI's taxonomy places the organism in Eukaryota, Viridiplantae, Streptophyta, Magnoliopsida, Solanales, Solanaceae. Bases 558 to 1148 code for a protein of 196 amino acids.